This is a messenger RNA of Osmerus eperlanus (European smelt), 4111 nucleotides long. It is a transcript of the gene brd3a, whose product is annotated as bromodomain containing 3a. Lineage: Eukaryota; Metazoa; Chordata; Actinopteri; Osmeriformes; Osmeridae. Gene Ontology annotation, biological process: regulation of DNA-templated transcription; chromatin remodeling. The transcript has 11 exons. The record is from RefSeq and is a predicted model, not a curated record. Gene Ontology annotation, cellular component: nucleus; chromatin. Bases 307 to 2274 code for a protein of 655 amino acids.
GCUAGCAGGUUAGCUAAUGUGGUGUAUGCCCGCGCCAUCUUUUGGGAAAUGUGUUGCAACGGAGAUAUAAACUAGUUUUUUUUUUUCUUUGGAUGAUUAUAUGUGUGGAUCUGCACCUUACUGAAUCAACAAAAGUCGCAUUUUAAUAACGUCACGACUUGGGCGAUGGGAUGUAGCCCUCGCUGGCUCCCCUCAGAACACACGAAGAAGAAAUACAGAACUCCCUGAAGAAGAAGAAGGUGUCCAUCCGGCCGACGUGACCCGGAGAUCCCCCCCCCACCCCUCACGUUCCAUCGCAGCCCCGUCAUGUCUGCAGUCACCUCCACCCCCACAGCGCCCCCCCAGGGCGGGAACCCGCCCCCACCGCCCCCCCCGGAAGUCACUGACCCGACCAAACCAGGCCGCAAGACCAACCAGCUCCAAUACAUGCAGAACGUGGUGGUCAAGACCCUUUGGAGGCAUCAGUUCGCCUGGCCUUUUUAUCAGCCUGUGGACGCCCUUAAACUGGGGCUGCCGGACUAUCACAAGAUCAUCAAGAUCCCCAUGGACAUGGGCACCAUCAAGAAGCGCCUGGAGAACAGCUACUACUGGAGUGCCAGCGAGUGCAUGCAGGACUUCAACACCAUGUUCACCAACUGUUACAUCUACAACAAGCCUACGGACGACAUCGUCCUGAUGGCCCAGGCCCUGGAGAAGAUCUUCCUGCAGAAGGUGGCCAUGAUCCCCCAGGAGGAAGUGGAGCUGUUGCCUCCAGCACCAAAGGUGAAAGUGCGUAAGAGCGGGCCGGACGCCCCUCUCACCCCAGGCUCCCCGCCGUUGUCCAUCUCGGGGCCCACGUCCCCCGUGUCCCAGACGGCCCUCACCUCCCCCACCCCGUCCGUCACAACCCCCACCAACGCGCCCGCCGUCCAGAACUCGCCCAUCACGCCCGUGGUCAAAAAAGGGGUGAAGAGGAAAGCGGACACGACCACCCCCACCACCUCUGCCAUCACGGCCGGCCUCGGCGACUCUCCCCCAGAGGGCCCCAAGCAGGGCAAGCCAGGCCCCCGGAGGGAGAGCACCGGCCGGCCCAUCAAGCCCCCGAAGAAAGACCUGGAGGACGGGGAGGCGGUCCAGCACGCCACCAAGCGCAGCCGCUUGACGGAGCAGCUCAAGUACUGCGACACCAUCCUGAGGGAGAUGCUGUCCAAGAAGCAUGCGGCGUACGCCUGGCCCUUCUACAAGCCUGUGGACGCUGCAGCCCUGGAGCUGCACGACUACCACGAGAUCAUCAAACACCCCAUGGACCUCAGCACUGUCAAGAAAAAGAUGGAUGGUCGUGAGUACCAGGAUGUGCAGGUGUUUGCCGCAGACGUGAGACUAAUGUUCUCAAACUGCUACAAGUACAACCCCCCCGACCACGAAGUCGUUGCCAUGGCAAGGAAACUCCAGGACGUGUUCGAGAUGCGUUUCGCCAAGAUGCCGGACGAGCCGGCGGAGCCUGCCCGGCCCGGAGGCCUGCUGAGCCGGAACACCACCAGCAGCGCCGACUCCUCCUCCUCCGCCUCCGACACCUCCGACUCUGAGGAGGAGCGCGCUUCACGCCUGGCUGAGCUGCAGGAACAGGUGGGAGCGGAACAGUGCGUGGAGCGCCCUGAUGGUAUUGGGGAAAAAAACGGGUGCACCAAGCAUUACCAGCUGAAAGCCGUCCACGAACAGCUAGCCGCUCUCUCUCAGGCCCCCGUCAGCAAACCAAAGAAGAAGAAGGACAAGAAGGAGAAGGACAAGAAGAAGAAAGACAAGCACAUCAAAGCCAAGAGCGGCGAGGAGGACAAGGCCAAGCCAGGCCAGACGGGAAAGAGGAAGAAAGGGCCGUCUAGGAAAGCGAACAGCACCAGCAGGUCAAAGAAGGGUGGGCGGGGCUACAACUCUGACGAGGACGAGGAGUCUCUGCCGAUGACGUACGACGAGAAGCGCCAGCUCAGCCUGGACAUCAACCGUCUCCCGGGGGAGAAGCUGGGCCGCGUCGUCCACAUCAUCCAGUCCCGCGAGCCCUCGCUGCGGGACUCCAACCCGGACGAGAUAGAGAUCGACUUCGAGACGCUCAAGCCCUCCACGCUCAGGGAGCUGGAGAGAUACGUCAAGUCCUGUUUACAGAGGAAGCAGAAGAAACCUCAGCAGAAGAGUGGCUCUGGGCCGGGCAGCGGGGCGUCUCGUGUCAGCGGCGGCAGCAGCUCGUCAGACAGCAGCUCCAGUUCCUCCGGCUCCAGCUCGGACAGCAGCGACACCGACUGACACGCCGUGGCAGCCGCCGGGAACCGCCGCGCCUCACUCGGAUUUCUACCUUUUUCAUUUUAACAAGACAUUGUAUGCAGUCAGUUGUUUCUCUCCCUCUCUCCCCUCCCCCCCACUCCCACCCCCUGCUCGCCUGGCCCUGCCGUCUAAAAUAUUUUGUAAGAGAGACACAGAGACAGAAGAGAAAAAAACUAUAAAAAUGUAUUGUCAUGUCAAUACACAUACUUUUUUCAAGAAAUACCUUUUAUGGAGGGGGACAAAAAAAAAAAUUGAAAAAAAGAUGGGGAAUUAUAGAUGUCUUGACAGGGUUCUUGUUUCCAGUGACCUUCCAGGGAUGCGUUCAGAAAAAAUGACCAAACAAAAUCUUUAAAGGAAGAAAAGCGAGAUUUGUAUUCUUCUGGAUGAAUGGAAGUGUCCUUCGCCCAGAGUAUCAACAUCAAUAUGCAAUUUGAAGGAGUUUCUGCAUAGUUACCUGGAAGGAACAGCUCCUUUUCAAGCUCUGUGCCCCUGUCACACCUGUCACACAGCCAGCUCGCUGCCUUGUCCUCAUAACUUGUAUUUAUCACAAAGACUCACAUUCACAACUUCCACCUCAUCUUCAGUAAGAUUUGGACUUUGUGUUCGUAAAAAGAACAGUUUGGGUAUAUUAGCGGGGGGGUUUUCUCAACGAAUUGAGAAAACGCAACUCAGACUCCAGAUAUAGUAUCCUCUCAACUUGUCCUGAACAAGACGACCACUAGACGUGAUGGCUUUCCCGUAGGCCUAAGUCUGUUUGCUGGCCUCCCAACCGCUCUACCAUCCUUACUGAUGAAUGUAUGAUGCUUGGAACACCUUCUCUACUUAAGACGGACAAACAUGUACAUAAAUGACCUGUGUUGACCAUAACGCUGGAACAGCUAUCACUGAACACUUACUGCCUGCAGCCGCCGACUGUCGGCGCCGUUUCCAAACAGUGACGAUCUUAUACUCUGGUUGUUUUUAUCGUCGAUGUCAUUAUAACCAACCCAAAACAAUAGCGAUGCGCGUCUUCCUCUCAAGUACGAUAGAAAGAGUUGAUUUCUGAAUGUAUCUGUCUUUCAGCAGGUCCUGUUUUACAGCUUUUUUCUUAUAACAACUUCUCAUCUAUUUUCGGUAAAGUCUAUUUGAGACUUCCCUCACCUUUUUUUCAUCAAGGUGAUUAAACGGUUAAUAUAUAAUAAAGAAGCCCAGAAAGGAUGCGUUUGAAAAAUCCCAUUAACGUUUUAAUUGUCCUCUUCUCCUGGAAGCUAGACAAUUAUUUGCGUAGAGCAUUUAUGAAGGCCCUGUUAAAAGGAAAUGUAAAUUUUAUUUUUGUGGUCAUGUUUCUGAUUUAGUCUACUUACCAAUGUUGUUCUCCGAUGCCCCAUCAGAUUUUUUCUAGGAAUGGUAUCUUUAGGAUGUGAAAAACAAAAGAAAAAUAUAUAUGAAUAUAUAUAUAGAUAAAUAUAUAUAUAUAUAUACAACUUUUAGUUCAUUUUUAAGCCCUGGUCAGACUAUUAUAAUAGUUCUUUUUAUAUUUUGAAAAGCAAAUGUUUACUUUUUAUUCUUGAUGUGCAUGCAACAUUUAUUGAAACUUUCUUAUACCUUUUUUGAGCCGUUUAUAGUACCCUCCUGUACAUGUCAGUCAUCAAAACAAAUCAAGAAUUCAGUGUUGGUAGUUUUAGACCUGUUUAUUGCAAUAUGGGCCUGACAGGGGGGAGGGGGUUGGGGACUGGAGAUAGAAGCUAACAUUUGAUGUAACCGCUAACCUGGAAUCGGGUUCGUUUUUGUUUUUGUUUUGCUGUUGUUUUUUUCGUAAAUAAAUGACACAAAGAUCCUU